AUGGCCGUCGAAACAGAUCAGAAUGCCUCUGCGCAGCUCGGAGAGGCCGUGGUUGCCUUUGCGCUCGAGGGGCGCUUCCCCGACGAGCAUGUAUCAUCGCUGUCGCUGUCCUCCUCAGAUCUGUCGCCUGCGAUUGAUGCGCUGGAACGAGCCAAGGGUGAUUUGGAGUCCGAAAUCCACACGAUAAACGAAGAGACCAAGGGGGACGUCAGCUCGUGGGUGCACAAUGCGAAAACACUACAGGAAGACAUCUUGCGGUCCAAGAGGCUGGCCGAUGACAUCGUCCGACAAUCGGAAGCGCCGCAGGUUUCGGGAAAGGCCAUACAAGAUGCGGAGGACCACAUUCAGUUUCUCGAGAAGGAGGUGCUAUACACAAACCAGCUGCACGACGCCCUCAGGGGAAUCCAGCAUGUCAACGAGCUUUUGGGGGAGGUGGAGCAGGCGAUGAACGAGCGGCGCAUCAUUGAUUCGCUGCGGUGGCUGGAGAAGCUCGAUGCUGUCCCAGUCAACAAGAAGGCAUGCCGGAUCAUGAGGCUCCUCGAUGUGAGAGCUUUUGAGCUAAAGUCACAUGUUCACGACGUCUUCGACCACGUCUGGGCAUCGCUUGUUCACACAGAUAUCGAAGCCGGCACCCUGGCAAUCUACAACAAGUUGGAUGACGAGCAAAUGACGCUGCCAGAAGCCAUCAUUGGUCUUCAGGCCUACAAAGAGGUUGAAGACCGCAUGUCUAAGCUGUGGCACGAUGUUGACAAGGCCAUUGUUUUCCCGCGCAUGGACACUCAAGCCUCAUCGCUGCCUUCCAUCCGCGAGACUGAGAACGUUGUUGAGUUGAAUGGCCAAGCUGGAAGAUCAAUCGACGAGCUCUUUACGGAUCUCCAAAAGGUGGUCGAGUUCCUAGCCAAGAGACUGACGCCCGAUCUCCUCAUGUUCUUCAGCCCCAUCAUGAUGAGCGACCUGGUCCCGAGGCUCAUUUCAGUCUGGCUCGACUCAGAAGUGCCUUCAAAUCUCAAGGAUCUUGGGAGGUUCCAGGCCGUCAUCGAAUCUGCACGGCUCUUUUGCGAGGUCCUUGAAGACAACGGCUUCACUGGGUUUACGGAGCUCAAGGAAUGGGUCGGCAGUGCGCCGUCAAUAUGGCUUGCAAAGUGCAGAGAAACAGCCCUUGAUUCGGUCAGGGUGCAAAUGUCAAACGGUCUUGGCGCGACAAAACAAGUGGAAAAGGUGGAAAAGCAAAUGGUGUCUCGCUCAGAAGGCAAGGAGUUGACGGCGAACGGUGUAGCCGGUACCGUUGCAGAAGAUGACUGGGGCGCGGAAUGGGGAGUUGACGACGACGAAGAGCCACCUGAAGCCAAGGACGACGCACAGGAGGAAGACGACGGUGCCGAUGCCUGGGGAUGGAACGAUGAGGAGCAAACUACAGAGAGCACACAAGAGGAGACUGCACAGGCCGAGGACAAGCCGGCAGACGAUGAGGACGACGCAGCCGACGCGUGGGGUUGGGGGGAUGAUGAUGCGACAGAGCAAACAGAGUCAGACCCGAAGCCCCAGGCACCAAAGACGCAGACGAAAAAGCACAAGACGGUGUCUGCUGAACCAGAUGAGAGCAGGGAGAUGGUUCUCAAGGAGACAUACCAUAUCUCCUCCAUGCCGGAGCCGGUGCUGGAGCUUAUACUGGCCCUUCUGGAAGACGGCGCAGCUCUGACACAGCCCGAGUAUGUUGCGAGCCCUUGUCAACACGGAGAUCCUUCUAACAUUUGCAGGUACGAAAGCAGCCCAGUGGCAGCCGCCGCCCCGGGUCUCUUCAGUUUGCCGACGUUCGCAUUAGCCAUGUUUCGAGCAGUGUCGCCGCACUACUACUCACUUGACAUUGGCGGGAACAUGUAA
Molecule: messenger RNA, 1881 nt
Organism: Colletotrichum fioriniae
Lineage: Eukaryota; Fungi; Ascomycota; Sordariomycetes; Glomerellales; Glomerellaceae
Source: RefSeq, a predicted model, not a curated record